Messenger RNA from Mycena indigotica, 501 nucleotides. RefSeq lists its product as uncharacterized. The transcript is spliced from 2 exons. Bases 1 to 501 code for a protein of 166 amino acids. Lineage: Eukaryota; Fungi; Basidiomycota; Agaricomycetes; Agaricales; Mycenaceae. The record is from RefSeq and is a predicted model, not a curated record.
AUGCCAGGCCUCUUUCCACCGCCCGGUCUCUCUCCCCCAAGCCCCCCGAACUCGUACGAGAUUGCCCUCAGUGGCCAGAAACCAUCAGCAGCUGACGUGCCACCCUCUCCACCGCCCUACAGACAGUCAAAGGCCUUCUCGCCUUUGACCCUUCCUCGACACCCCGCGCAGUUCACAAAGGCACUUGAAACAGUUGACGAAGAAGCCAUCUCCGAAUCCGAGUCCGAUUCGGACCAUUCCGGUAACACUGACUCCGAGGAGCCAAACACACCGUCAACGAGCACCUACUCUGUCUCCCACCCUACCACGCCUUCCUCGAGUACUUUCCCCCGCGCAAGCCUCCACACCCGAGUAGACACCCUUGAGAUCAACUUCGAGCAUCUGAUGAAACGGGUCGAUGGUCUCCGUCGUAAACUUACCGACAUGCGACUUGAUGUGGGCGGAAUGGAGGACACUUUGGAAGGCCUGGAGAAAAAGAAGAAACGGCCUGCUAGUGAAUGA